This is a messenger RNA of Actinia tenebrosa (Australian red waratah sea anemone), 1496 nucleotides long. RefSeq names its product tartrate-resistant acid phosphatase type 5. The record is from RefSeq and is a predicted model, not a curated record. Gene Ontology annotation, molecular function: acid phosphatase activity. Lineage: Eukaryota; Metazoa; Cnidaria; Anthozoa; Actiniaria; Actiniidae.
UAACGAAAUUCAACCUCUCGAGGUCACAUGAGUUGCUAACAUAAAAAUGUCGACGAUCAAAAGUACCAUGUUCUUUUGGUUUUGGGGAUUUAUUGCCCUAGUUCAUGGCUUCUCUACCUCGGUCAAAAGAGACCAGCUGAAUUUUAUAGUCCUUGGUGACUGGGGAGGAUUGAAUUUCUUUCCGUACAAAACUCCAAUAGAAUCGGCUGUUGCCAAGCAGAUGAGCAAGACAUCUGAACAACUUGGAGCACAGUUUAUCGUUGCUUUGGGAGACAAUUUUUACUUUAGUGGCGUAAAGAAUGUCAACGACAAAAGAUUUGAGGAAACGUUUGAGAAUGUUUUCUCAUCAAAGUCUCUCCAGAUUCCCUGGUAUUUCUGUGCCGGAAACCACGAUCACUAUGGUAACGCUUCUGCACAAAUCGCGUACAGCCAGAAAUCUAACAGAUGGAAUUUCCCAUAUUAUUACUAUACUAAAGACUGGACCAUUCCAGGAACGGACAAGAAACUGCAGUUGGUGAUGAUUGACACUGUCUUGUUAUGUGGUAACACAGUUCAUGAUUUCCUUGGUGGAAACAAUGCUCAAGGUCCAGAUUCCAUCGACGAUGCCGAGGUUCAGUGGUCCUGGUUAGAGAAGACAUUAAAGUCAUCUCAAGCUCAGUACUUGUUAGUUGGAGGGCAUUUCCCAGUAUGGUCCAUAGCUGAACAUGGCCCUACUCAAUGCCUUGUGGAAAGGCUAAAGCCUUUACUGGAGAAGUACGAUGUAACAGCGUACUUAUCGGGGCACGACCACAAUCUUCAGCACAUCAAGGACCCCAAGUCCAGUGUCGAUUACUUUGUUAGUGGUUCUGGUGCUUAUGUGGCUAACAAGACUGAUCACAAGGAUGACAUCCCUGCAUUGAGUCUACAAUUCUAUUGGGCCAACCCUUACAGUUAUGGUGGAUUUGCAACAAUUCAAGCUUCACCAAGCUCCAUGCUGCUUACUUUUAUCGAUGCCGAGGGUAGACAACUCUACACAAGAGCACUGCACUCUAGGGAGUACAAACACAACAUUCACUAAAAACGUUAAAGUGACCUUGAAUUCAACAUUUUCUAUGGUAAAUUAUCCAUUGCCUUAUCACGUCUUGACAACACUGAUAGCAGAAUCCUCUUCAAUCUGCAAGUUUUUACUCCGUCGGGAGUGCAUGAUAAUGAUUUUACUUUUAGGCCAACAGAAGGAACUACGAAAAGUAUUCUGGUAGCAAUAGUAUCAAGAUGUGAAAAUGGGAACAGAGAAGAGAGAAACCGAGAGAAACCGAGAGAAACCGGUUUUCAUUUUCAAACUCAAACCAUCCGGCUUUGCGCGCACAAUGCUACCUAAAUUUACGCUUCAUUUACCAAUUUUUUUCUUCCCUUAUUUGGUCACCAAUUUCAAUAUUUCGUCAAAAUAGCACAUCUCACAGUAUAUCGCUAAAAUCAUUAAGCAAAAUAUAAAUAAUUACAAAUUUAAGUCGUUUUUA